AGUGAGGACAUAACAAACAUGAGAGUAUAGGCGUCUAACCAAACAGUAAACAUCUUUGCCCUGAUAAUUAUAUACCAGCAUUACUAGAUUUCAACAGUUGCUAUGCGUUAUAUUUAAGUUCUCUUCUGAAUAUUUAAGCCACUUGUCAAGACCUCUUCUCUGCAGUGGACUGUUCACUUGUCAGCAUGGACACUGAGGGGCCCCAGUCUCUGUGUGAGAUGUGUCUGACUCAGGUCUGCCUCCUUCUGGACGUGCUGUGCACCAGGCGCCCUGAUCACACGCUCUGUCUCAGCACAGGCACGGUCUUCCCACAAGAGAUGGCCGAUCAGCUUCUGUAUUUGAUGAGUAAAAAAGGUAUACUUGAUGACUCAACACUUGGGAUUUUCCGAGACUGUAAACAGUUCCGCCUUCGCCGAGCCAUCAUCCGCUCCUGCAAAGUGUCUGCUGAAGCUUUCCGCCUGGCCCUCUGCCCCCACAGACUCCAAGAAUUGGAUGCAUCUUGGGUCACCGGAGGCCUCACUGGGGCUGAUAUCGUGUCUGGCUUGGCUUCUAACCCAGAGUGUAGAACAAGCCUGCAGAGGUUGUCCCUGAAUGGACUGUGUUUGGAUUGGAGUACUUUAAAGGAGGGUGAGGGAGGGGGUGUAGGGUUCAGCUCCCUGCGGGGUCUAAGGACACUUUGCCUUGCCAAUACAGACCUAGAUGAUGAAGUUCUUGAAGAUAUAUGCACUCUACCUCAUCUUGAAGUGCUAGAUAUCUCCUGUUGUGCCGUCUCCACGCUCACUCCCCUGCUUCAGUGCAAAAACACACUCAAAUCUUUGAUAGCACAUCGGCUCAGGCAGCUUGAUAUGUCACCCUCUAGACUGCUCUCUGUCCUCACCCAGCUUCACAGUGUAAGACAUCUGGACUUUUCGGAUGACCAUUUAAGUGAGGACAGUGAUGGCAGCAAUGCAGAUGAGACUGUACGCCAACUUCUGGAGGGCAGUCCCCAGGUGCUCCCAUCCCUGGUGUCUCUAGACGUGUCCGGUCGAAGGAGAAUCACCGAAACAGCAGUGAGGGCGUUCAUAGAAGCCAGGAGUGGAGUGGUUUUCUUGGGGCUGAUAGCGACUGGCGUUAGUUCCUGUGAUGCCCUGGAGAAAUGCAAAAAUCUAAAGGUAACUGGAGAAGCUAAUGAGAGCCAGGUGUGUGAGGCUUUGAGAAGGUACAGAGACAGAGAGUGUUUCAUUCGAGAGGCCCUUGUCCAUCUUUACAAUCUCACCACAGACAACGACAAACCACGGCCUGAUAUGCUCAAGCUGGUGUUAAGUGGGAUGCAGAGCCACCCCUCGUCCCUCCAGGUUCAGCUGGUGGCCACAGCCUGUGUGUUUAACCUGACCACUCAGAACCUGUGUGAGGCCAUGCCUGUCCCCCUGCUCUCCUCCACUGUCACCCAGCUGCUAUUGGCCAUGGAGAUGUUCCCCAGACAUACACAAGUCCAAAUGAACUGUCUUUUGGCUCUGUGCAGUGACUACAUGCUUCAGGACGUACCAUUUGACAAGUAUUUUGCUGCCACGUUGGUGAUUAACUGGCUGAGCAGCCAUGAGGAUCCUACUCUUCAGAGAAUGGCUGUAGCUGUUAUCUCCGUCCUCAUAGCAAAGCUGUCCCCAGAAGAGACUGCACAGCUCAGCAAGGACGUCUCUAUAAUGAAGCAGCUGCUGGCUAUUGUCCAGCAGAAAGCCAUGGUCGGGGUUGUGGACUCUACUUUGAAAUUUGCUUUGAGCGCUCUGUGGAAUCUGACCGAUGAGAUGCCCACCGCGGCCCGCAACUUCAUAGAAUGUCAGGGUCUGGAGCUGUACGAGGAGGUUUUGGAGUCCUAUUGCACCGAACCAUCUGUUCAGCAGAAAGUUCUUGGCCUUUUGAAUAAUUUGGCUGAGUUAGAGGAGAUGCAGUCUGAUCUUAUGGAUGAGGAACUUCUGGAGCAUGUCCUCAGUCUCUUGCAGGACGCCCAGUUGGAGGUUGAGGUGCGAUACUUUGCUGGUGGGAUUUUGGCUCAUCUUGCUUCCAGACCAAAAGUCUGGACUUUGGAUGAAGACCUCCGCACCACUGUACUUGCCCAACUGCAUUCUUCCAUAAUGACCUGGUCUCACCUGGAGAGAGAGAUGGUCUCCUAUCGGUCAUUCCAACCCUUUUGCCCUCUGCUUCAGACCGGCCAGCCUCCAGGAGUGCAGCUGUGGGCAGUCUGGGCCAUACAUCUGGUCUGCAGUCAAAACACCCCACAUUACUGCAGUAUGUUGGAGGAGGAAGGUGGGACAGAACUUCUCAAAGCUUUGGCUGCUCAUUCAGACACCCACCAUGAUGUUAAAGGACUGUCAGAGAAGAUCAUGUCUAUGGUAGAGCGACAUCAAACUCAAAACUCCUGAUAAAUAUAAGAGAAACAUUAUGUGUAAGGGUCACUGUAAACUUACAAGAUUAUGAAGAAAUAUUUUUAAAAUUGGUCUGAUGGUGUGAACUCACUACAGCAUUGGUCACUAGAGGGUGCUAUAUCCAAAGGAAUAAUUAUGCUGUUUUUAUUUUUGAAAAUCGUUUACUUAUUACUUAUUAUGACUGGAUUGGAACUAAACAUACUGCUGUACUUUUCCUUAUCUUAUUUUUUUCUACUGAUGUCCUUCCCCAUACAUGAAAUAGUAACAUAACAGCUUCAUAACAAAGCUGCUUUUAGGCAUCUAAGUUGUUUUUAAUAAAUACCUUUAAAAACG
Messenger RNA from Periophthalmus magnuspinnatus, 2732 nucleotides. Its product is annotated as protein zyg-11 homolog. Lineage: Eukaryota; Metazoa; Chordata; Actinopteri; Gobiiformes; Gobiidae. The record is from RefSeq and is a predicted model, not a curated record. The transcript is spliced from 14 exons. Bases 186 to 2396 code for a protein of 736 amino acids. Gene Ontology annotation, cellular component: Cul2-RING ubiquitin ligase complex.